CACACCUGGAAGCAUCUAGAUUCUGGAGGCGUGGCACCGCAGCCGUCGCCCCGCAGUUUCCAGCCACCACCCCGCGCCGCCGUGCACCUCGCGGCGGCGGACCACACACGAGAGAGCGGGGCCAGUCGAGAUCGAGGAGGCGCCGCCGAUGGACCCGUCCGACGUCGAGAUGGAGCCCGCGGAGCACCCGCCCCAGGAGCCUCCGCCGCAGCAGCAGCAGCCGCAGCCGGCGGCGGCCGGGGACGGGUGGAGCAUGCUGUCCCGCGCCCGCGGGCUGCUGGAGGAGGGCCAGCCAUCCCAGGCGCUGCAGGCGAUACUCAUGGCCAUAAGAUCUAAAGGUGGUGAUCAGGCUCUGAUGCAAACGUUGAACCGUGCACGUGAACUCUACAGGCAGAGGUCUCACCCAACCCCAAAUGUUGACGAGCUCGCUUCUUUCCUCGCACGCUGUGCAAUAGCAGAGGCUCAGUCACCAAACACUAACGUGAAGCCGCAAGCACCUGGUUCUGACCCUGUCACGAUGUUGGACUCUGACGAGGCCUGCAUACUUGCUGAAUGUGGAAGAAAGCAGAUUAUCUUGGAUGCCUUCAGCGAUGGAAGCAGCUUCAUUUGCUUAAAAUGUGGUGGGCUCUUUAGCACAUCACGCAAAGAUGAGCAUCUGGCUUACUGGUGUGGGGCUGCAUGAUCCUGGUGAUAACUCUACUGCUGUAUAUCGGUGGUCGCCCCAGACGUUGAUCAUGAUGUGCAGGAUAUUUUGCAUGUAAAACCUGCUCUCUUUUCUGGUUACCGUUUCUUUGCUACAGGGAUGCAAGAGAUACAUCUUCUGUUCACCGAACAAAAUACAUAGCCUGCGUAGAGCAUUAUGAACUAAGCUUGAAGCUUCCUUCUGUCGUACUGUGUUCUUAUGACGCCAUUUUGCUGGUGGUAAAUCCUGAUAUGAUGGGCAUUGUCCUUUGUUAUUGUCUUGAGGUCGUCAAGUCCUUAUAGUUGGUUUCCUUGUAAUGAAAAUUUUCUGCUUGUCAUUAAAAGGCGGCAAACUCUAUUGGAAGAUAGCUAACUGA
Molecule: messenger RNA, 1058 nt
Organism: Lolium rigidum
Lineage: Eukaryota; Viridiplantae; Streptophyta; Magnoliopsida; Poales; Poaceae
Exons: 2
Coding region: 149-682 (177 amino acids)
Source: RefSeq, a predicted model, not a curated record